This is a messenger RNA of Fusarium coffeatum, 1674 nucleotides long. RefSeq lists its product as uncharacterized. NCBI's taxonomy places the organism in Eukaryota, Fungi, Ascomycota, Sordariomycetes, Hypocreales, Nectriaceae. Gene Ontology annotation, molecular function: pyridoxal phosphate binding; cystathionine gamma-synthase activity. Bases 1 to 1674 code for a protein of 557 amino acids. The transcript has 3 exons. The record is from RefSeq and is a predicted model, not a curated record. Gene Ontology annotation, biological process: transsulfuration.
AUGACUGUUCUUCAAACUCAGUCCGAAUUCGGGCAUGCACCGCCACCGCAGACUCCCUAUAGUGUUAUCACAAAUCUUCCUGGGUGGGACGUUGCUAGGGCUAUUCGUGAUGGCGAUCCAACUCCUAUGAAGAGGAUAGUUCACAUUUACCCUCGCUUUUUACCUACACACCAUGCUACCCAGCUGGGCCAUGAGAUUGCAAAACAUGUCGGCCAUGGCGACAAGGCUGCUCUGGUCUAUCUUGACCCGGCGAUAUGGCCAUACACUCUUCACCAUAUCACCCACGAGAAUCGCGGUGAGAGACGUAUAGACCCAAAAGACGUGACUCUUAAGUGUGUCGAGAUAUAUGGUCAUCGGCUAUACGUCGUUCUCGUCAGUCCCAUGGCUAUGCCCGUCAUGAUGCUCACUUGGCAGAAUCCUGGUCUAGGGAUUUCUCUUCGCGGAGCCGACCAUCUUCUCAAGGGCAUAGAUACUAUCAAGGACAUACCCUUUGAAGCUGGUGCAGAAACUCUGCCCUUACCAAGUGGGACUCCUGAGAGCCAAGUUCAUGGUGCUCUUCGAGAGAGAAUCGUUGAGCUUCUCCAUCGUUCCCCGAUAGAUAAUGUGAAGUGCACACCAAGAGAUGUUUUCCUGUACCCAACAGGGAUGGCAGCUAUCUUCCACUCAAGCACUCUCUUGACAAAACAUCGUCCCGGCACUAUCGUCUUGUUGGGUGUCGUUUUUCAUAAUACUUAUCACCAUCUCAUCGAGGAAUGUCCACAGGGGAUGAAACACUUCGGAAGAACUGACUCAGAGGGGCUUUCCGUCUUUGAAGAGUGGUUGAAAAAGGAGAACGAAGAGGGUCGGUCUCCGAGUUAUGUCUUUGUUGAAGUACCUGGAAACCCUACGUUGGAGACCCCUGAUAUGGGUCAUCUGAAGAAACUCUCAGAAGAAUACGGCCUCAUCCUCAUCAUCGACGAUACAAUCGGUGGAUUUGCCAACAUAGAUGUCCUCUCCCACGCAGACAUUCUCUUGACUUCUCUCACAAAGUCCUUCAGCGGUUAUGCCAACGUCAUGGGCGGUUCAAUCGUUCUCAACCCCCUAUCGUCUCACUAUCAAGCUCUCUGGUCUCUCUUUAAAGAGUCUCGCCACAACGAACUCUUCGUAUCAGACGCAGAAGUUUUACUAUCCAAUUCGAUGGACUUUCUUGAGCGAACACAUAUUCUUAACCGAAAUGCCCUCGCUAUCGCAAACUUUCUGCAUGGUGCUAUUUCUUUUCCCAGCUCUCCUAUUGCCAAUGUGCAGUAUCCAAGCCUCUUGACUAGCAAGACAAACUACGACGAGGUUAUGCGCCAACCGACGCCAGAGCUUCCACAGCCAGGAUACGGAUGUCUUCUGACGGUCGAGUUCUGUAACGUGGAAAGUGCUACAGCUUUCUAUAACAAAGCCGGCUUCUAUCCAAGUCCUCACCUUGGCGGCCAUGUGACAAUCAUGUUUCCGUAUAAUAUGGUCGUCUUCGGCAAGAAACCUGAAGAGAAAGCAUAUAUGGAGGACUUUGGUGUCAGAGAGGCGAGUGUGCGCAUCUCAGCUGGUUUAGAGAGUGAAGAGGAUCUGAUCGACACUUUAAGAGACGCUCUCCAAGCUGCAACAGAGGCCAACAAAUGUUUUGUGAAGGGAGUGGCAAACGGCUGCUAA